This is a messenger RNA of Vicia villosa (hairy vetch), 997 nucleotides long. Its product is annotated as transcription factor bHLH95-like. Gene Ontology annotation, biological process: endosperm development; regulation of DNA-templated transcription. Gene Ontology annotation, molecular function: DNA-binding transcription factor activity; protein dimerization activity. Bases 1 to 639 code for a protein of 212 amino acids. Lineage: Eukaryota; Viridiplantae; Streptophyta; Magnoliopsida; Fabales; Fabaceae. The transcript is spliced from 4 exons. The record is from RefSeq and is a predicted model, not a curated record.
AUGCUUGCUGUAGAAAUGAGAGAGAAAACGAGGAACAUGUUUGCUAGCCUCCAUGCUUUGCUUCCAGAUCUACCUUCUAAUGUUGAUAAGUUAACCAUUGUGGAUGAAGCAAUAAAGCAAAUAGAAAAUCUACAACAGAUUGUGGAAAAUCUAGAAAAUAAGAAGCAAGAAAUGCUUAAACCUAUAUCCCCGUUUGUAAGUGGGUCAUCAUCUGUGAUUAACUCACCAUUGAAUUCCUAUGAAUCAAGGGAAACUAUAAUAGUUGACCAAGGAUCCUCUAGUUAUAAUAAUAAAUUGCCUAUCAGUGCAAUUGCAACUUCAAAUGCAAUAUCACUAGAUGCACCUCCAUCACAACAAGUAGCUUUUCAAACUUGGUCUUCUCAAAAUGUUGUGUUGAACAUUUGUGGGGGUGAAGCACAAUUUUGCAUAUGUGCAACUAAGAAGCCGAGUCUCUUAACAACAAUUGCUUUUGUGUUGGAGAAACAUAUGAUUAAUGUUGUAUCUGCCAACAUUAUGUCCAAAGGAAAUGGAAAUGUGUGCAUGAUUUUGAUUCAUGCAAGCCAGUGUUCAAAUGACACAAAUUCCAUGGAGGAAACCUACAAGGAAGCAGCUGGAGAAAUUAUGAUGCGGAUAUCUUAAAAUUUUUAUUAUAAAACUUGUCUUCUCAUUUUGUAUGAAUUUUAAUUUUUUUUUUAUUUUUCUCCUAAAAACAAUUAGAAAUGGAGAAAGUUAGAGGGUAGUCUUAUGAGCAAACAAGUAUAAUGUUUCAUUUAUUAUGGAAUUACAGUGAUUUAUGUUUUGUUAUGAAGCAUGGAAUAUGGUGUUUAAAUUAGUUUAUAUAUACUUUUUGUGUUUUCUUUUUCAAAGUAAUCAACAUUAGUUGUAUAACAAUAAUAAAAACAACAAUCAAGCCUGGUCUCACUAAGAGGAGUUGGUUACAUGGAUCAACUUUCACAAUAAUGUUCUAUCCAAGACCAUAGUUCUAUUCAAAUCAUUA